AUGGAGGAGCAAAGCAAUUUCUCAAGCGCCAUUGAAUUCUGGCGUGGAGUUGGUUUGCCCACACUCCAACGUCAGUUGGACCAACAAGGUCUCGCCAUUGUCGAAAACCAAAAAGAUGGUUUAAUGUCACGUAAAAAGCUAGCUGAACAAACAAGAGAAUUCAAAAAGAUGCCUGAUGAAGACAAGCUUCAACAGUUCAAAUCAUUACUGAAAGGUUAUCAGGCAGAAAUUGAUAAUAUUACACGACGCACGAAAUAUUCAGAAAGCUCGUUCUUGGCACUUUAUAAGGUGCUUGCUGACGCACCUGAUCCGGCCCCAUUAUUUGAAGCUGCUGUCGAUCAAAGCGUCAACAAUGUGGAACUUGAAACCGCAAAAAGUGAAAAUGCAAAGCUACGAUCCGAACUUGAAGAAGCGCAACGUCAGGCACAGCACGUGCAAUCACUCGAGAAAGCCAACCAAGAACUACAACAAAAGUUGAGCAAAUUGGAAUCUUUGGCCGAUGAGAAACGGGUUGAGGAGCUUGGACAGCGAGAAGAACAAAUGAAGCAGCAAUACAAUGAAAAGAUCCGAUCGUAUAAAGAACGGGAGCAUGAUUUACAACGACAAUUGAAUCAGGCACUCGACCAGCUUACACAGCUUCGCCAUACGCAUGACGAUACACAAGCGCAGCUUUUAAAUCACAAUCAAAAAUACGAUGAAGAGGUGGUAGGCAAACUUGCCGAGCUGGAUAUCGUCAUGAUGGAUCUCGAGCGUGCCAAUGCCAAAAUUGUUGAACUGGAACGAAAAAAUGAUGAUUUACGAGAAGAGGUUGAGGCCACUCGUUCAGAAUCAAAAGAAAAGUAUGUGAUUCGGGAUGAAGGGCCUGAUACUGCCGAGAGUCAACAACAAGAUGCUGCUAUUUCCAAACUUUUUAAAGACAUUGAUACUUACAAGGAAUUAUUGCAAAGUACCGAAACUCGAUUAAGCAAGCGCAUUAAAGAACUUUCUAACGAAGUUAAAUCAUUGACUGAAGAAAAGGAGAAAUUAAGCAAGAAAUUACAAGGUUUUGACGACUAUGAUGAAAUUAAACGGGAGCUGGAGAUCAUGAAGUACGUUGAAUUUUCGACCGGUGACGACGAGGACCGUUUCGAUGCUCAAAAUGUAUUGAAGAAGGAUGAAGGAGUUCGCCAGAGUCUAGAAGUCAGCUUGAUCGAGAAGAACAAGCGUUUGGAGAACGAGUUUACGCAACUAAAGGUGUCCUAUGCCAAUAUUGAAAAAGAGCUUGCGACAAAGGAAAGCACCUACAAAGAGCUCAAGGCAAAGAAUACAACGUUGGCCAAUCUUGUACAGCGACUGGAAGAGGAUUUGCUGCGACUGGGCCAAAAGCCAUCGUCAAGCGACUCAUUAAUGGACGAGUUGACGCGCACGCCCUCAAACACCAAUAUAGCACAGCAGCAACAACAACAACAAUCUUCAGGUCCACGCACGCCUGAUUAUGGAUCACCACGCGUUAGUUAUGACGCCAACAGUGUUCCUGGUAAAGACGGCGGUAACGACAAGAGUAUAUUGCCUAUUGUCAUUGGUCAGCGUGAUCGGUUCCGGCAACGUAACACCGAGCUUGAGUCACAGACGAGAAGCUUGGAGUUGAAGCUGCAAGAUGUACAAGGAGAAGUGGAGACCUUGAAAGCGGAUAACCUUAAGCUAUAUGAACGGUUACGAUUUGUGCACGUCUGGAAGGAAGAAAACAAAAGCGCAGCAGUAAAUGUGAGAAGAGGGUCUGUCAAAACAAAAGAUGAUCCAACAGACAAAUAUGGUCAGCUUUAUGAAGAAAGUAUGAACCCGUUUGUCCAGUUCCAUCGCAAGGAGGAAACGCGUCGGUACAAUGCCUUAAAUCCAGCGGAAAAAUUAACUUUCAACCUCACACGCAUGUUGUUUUCGCACAAGUGGUCUCGAUACUUUCUUGUCAUCUAUUCGUUACUGUUGCACUUGUUAGUUGUGGUAACGCUGUACCAAUUAAGUUUAUGGGAGUGUCGUCACGAUCAUGAAGCCAUCAAUCUUCCUACUUUGAAUGAUGAUCCGGCAGCAGUCGCAGCAGCAGCAGGCAUGGGUCAAGGCCCUUUGUAA
This is a messenger RNA of Zychaea mexicana, 2103 nucleotides long. Its product is annotated as Golgi vesicle transport-related protein. Gene Ontology annotation, cellular component: Golgi membrane. The record is from RefSeq and is a predicted model, not a curated record. The transcript has 12 exons. The coding region runs from base 1 to 2103 and encodes 700 amino acids. Gene Ontology annotation, biological process: intra-Golgi vesicle-mediated transport. Lineage: Eukaryota; Fungi; Mucoromycota; Mucoromycetes; Mucorales; Lichtheimiaceae.